Molecule: messenger RNA, 949 nt
Organism: Drosophila yakuba
Lineage: Eukaryota; Metazoa; Arthropoda; Insecta; Diptera; Drosophilidae
Exons: 5
Coding region: 99-791 (230 amino acids)
Cellular component (GO): lysosomal membrane
Source: RefSeq, a predicted model, not a curated record
AUACACUAGUCAAGUGCGGUCACUCUGCGAAAUUGCAAAGUAAUUUUAUACAAUAAAAGGCAAGAAAACUGAGGAAAAUUAAAUUUAAAGAAAAAUUAAUGGCACACAAGCGCCUCUUCGUCUACGCUGUGCUACUGGCGAUAUGUUAUUUGGUUGGCGUGACAUGGGCUGAGACUGCGGCGCAGACACUGCCAGUGAUCGGCACAAACAGCAAUAGUAAUGUCAGCCAGAUAGGCGCUUCACCUGUUCCAGUGGCUGCAACUGCAGCUCCAGCGGUCGCAGUAACACCAGCCCAGCAAGAUCCAGCACCCACUGCGGGCUCUCCGCCUAAAAUCAUCGGCCAGCCUGAGCGCACUGCUCUUGGCCAGAGUUCUUCCAAUUCAAGCAGCACAACCGAUUGCGUCUGUGCCGGUGCCCUGUUGCCACGCUUGGAUGCCAAUGGCAAGGAACUACCCAUCUGUGCCGAGUGCAAGUGCUCCCAUGUGGCGAGAAAUACAACGCUGAUAAAGGUCGUGGUCAUUAUUGUGAUUUGGAUCAUCUCCCUUUUAGUGAUAUACAUGCUCUUCCUGAUGUGCCUGGACCCGUUGCUGAACAAGCGAGUGAAGGCAAACUACCAGGAGCACACCAACGAAGAUGACGAACCAGCCCCGCCUUUGCCCUCCGUUAACAACCAGGAGCUCAGUGCCAGAGCCAAUGUCCUUAAUCGUGUGGGCCAUCAGCAGGACAAGUGGAAACGGCAGGUGCGCGAGCAGAGACGCCACAUCUACGACAGGCACACUAUGCUUAAUUAACAAGGGGGUCAGUUUGCAGCUGGAAGAGAUUGGAAGGAGCAUGGGCGACUUAAGACACGUAUUCCAAGCAGUUAUCCUUAGCAAAAUUCGCCUUUGUAUCAAAUUGAUUAUCUGUAUAUUUAGCCAGAUUUUAUGUUAAUUAAAUUAUGUAACCAGAA